ACCUGCAGUAUGGAGUCGUCCCGGGGGCGGCCUGGGCCCGAGACGAACCCCGCGGCUCUGGGGAAGCACCAAGCCGCCAUCUUCGGCGGAGGGCCGGGCCGGACGCCCUCCGAGCCAUCCUCAGACACCAGGCGGUCCGAGAAGGAAGAGGCCGAGAACGUUAGGGGCGCGAGCCGCCACCUCAGGGCGUCCCCGAAGACGACGAGCUGCUCCGCAGCCCACGGGUCAGAACGGGAGGUUCGGGAGGACGAGCCCGGGCCCCGAGGGACGCCGUCCGGCACCAGGAGCCGCCGGGGGCCGCCAGGUCUGGAGCACGACCCGCCCCCCUCCGCCGGGCGCCCGGACCCUGACCCGCCGGAGGGUGAGCCUGCAUCCGAGACGGCCAGCUGCGGCGGGCGCCGCGCCACCAUCUCCAGUGCCCUGGAACUGGAGGGCACGGUGAGCCGCCACGGCGACCUCACCCACUUUGUGGCCAACAACCUCCAACUCAAGAUCCGUCUGAGCGGCGCCGCCCAGCCCCCGCCCCCUGCCCCCUCCCGGCCCUGCCCAACGUCCGCACCCACUCCGGCCAUCCCGCCCAUCGACCCCGACGUGCUGCGGGACCUGGAGCGGCUGAGUCGGGAGCUGGGCGGCCGCGUGGACCGUCUGCUCCGGGGGCUGGGUGGCGCAGUCCAGGAGCUGACGGCGCUGAGCGUGGGUUGCAUCCAGACGUACCGCGACGCCGUGGACUCUUUGGGUGAAGCCGUGGACAUGAGCAUCAAGGGCAUGUACACCCUGCUGGCGCGCUGCGAGGAGCUGGAGCGGGCCCUGCAGCCUGUGCAGGGACUGGCUCGCCAAGUCCGAGACAUUCGACGCACAUUGGAAGUGUUGGAGGCACUAUGCAAGUGAUCCGGAGGGCAGGAGACUGGGACAGGAUCCUAGGGACUCUUCAAGGAGCCCUGGCGGGAACUGUCUAAAAAGGGGAAAUCUCUGUGUUGGAGAUGCUUCCAGAUGCAUUUAGUAGACUGGUGCCUAAGCGUUGGGCCUUAAGCAAGCGUGUAUGGGUAACUCGUAAUUGCUCUCUUGGAGGGAGGGAAUGAUGCUGUGCUUCUAUUCAUUUGGCCAUCUGUAGUUACCCUGUUCUCCACAAAUCCCUUUCCUAGCUAGAACACCAUCCUGAGGAAGCUAGGGCUUUCGAUCUCAGCUUGAAUAGGGAAACAAGACUCCUAUAUGCGAUUGAAAGGGGAACACAGAAGACCCCACCCCCACUACGGCUGCCCUGAUUCCGGUAGCCAACCGCUCAGGUGUUAGGGCCUUUGGGAACUUGAGCAGGCCUUAGCCACACUCCUUGCAAGGAAGAAUGCACACCUGCAGGCGGGCAACUUUCUGGGUCCAUCCUGGCCCCUCCGAGAGCAUACCAACUUCCCAACCAGAACCAAGGAGGAAGCUAGGAGGAGUCUAUCAGAUGAUAAAGUGAGUGAGGUGGGGCGCCUCACUCCUCUCAGGGUUCAGGGAGAGUUGUUGCUGGGUUUGAAGCCAACCUGUUGCGGAGUAUUCUAAUCAAAUUUUGGCUUUCUGAGUUUUGUGGAAUUAAAAUGUUGCUGCUGCUGCGA
Echinops telfairi (small Madagascar hedgehog) is the source of this 1592-nucleotide messenger RNA. It is a transcript of the gene BORCS6, whose product is annotated as BLOC-1 related complex subunit 6. The record is from RefSeq and is a predicted model, not a curated record. The coding region runs from base 10 to 888 and encodes 292 amino acids. Gene Ontology annotation, cellular component: BORC complex. Gene Ontology annotation, biological process: lysosome localization. The transcript is spliced from 2 exons. Lineage: Eukaryota; Metazoa; Chordata; Mammalia; Afrosoricida; Tenrecidae.